AUUUUCACAAUCACAAUCCUUCCUUGUCAGUUUGCGCAGGAAGUGAAAAACUGUCCAAAUCUGUCAUUGAGGGGUGUCGAAGAUAGCGUCUGCGUCUAGUGGAACGUUGUGGUAGACUAUCCGGUCUUUUAAAUCAAUUAUAAGUUUGUCACAUUUUGUGUUCUUUCAUAGCCAAAAUAUUGAACAGAGCUGGAAGAACGCUGCAUGAAGUCCAAACUCAUCUAGAUAGAGAACAAGCUUCUGAUCUUGUGGUAGAGCUUGUUAUCAAGUCUGGCAAUUCGCCGUCAAUAUUUAGCGAAGCUGUAGAACUUGGUAUUGCUCUUUUGGAAGGUGGAAACCCCAUAAUUCAGAAGAGCAUGUAUAAUAAGUUGCUUGGUGGUGAUAUUAGCCAGGCUUUUUUUAGGGUUUUUCAUGACAAAAUGAGGGAUUCUCAACAAGAAAUUAAGUCUACAGUAACAGUAAAUACUUCUGAAAUGGCCGCUAAGGCGCAUGAAGAUAAGCAGAACAGUAAAGAUCUGGAUAAAAUAUCCAAAAAACAGGGAGGCAAAAGCAGUAAUUUGUUAAUUAAUAGCGAAUUGCAGAAAGAUCUGACUAAAGCCGCAGAACUGACUGGUCAAGCUUAUGCUCAUAUUAGAAACGCAUCAGGAGAGGACCCAAACACAACUGGGCCUAAUAGCUCGUUCAUUUUAGAAGAUCUACAGGAUAAGUCGGAAAAAUACAGAGACAGAGAUGAACAAAAUGGCUUGUCCAACAAAAUCUUGAUAAUGCAACCUAUUUUGCGAUUUCUGCAAUUACUUUGCGAGAAUCACAAUUCUGCUUUACAAAACUUAUUGAGAAACCAAAACAAUAAAAGUAACUUCAACCUGGUAUCAGAAACAUUGAUGUUUCUAGACUGCAUAUGUGGCUCAACGACUGGAGGUCUAGGAUUGUUAGGACUUUAUAUCAACGAAGGAAAUGUAGCAUUGAUCAACCAAACUUUAGAAACAUUGACAGAAUACUGCCAAGGACCUUGCCAUGAGAACCAAAACUGCAUCGCGACACACGAGUCUAACGGCUUAGAUAUCAUAAUCGCUCUUAUUUUGAACGAUAUUAAUCCUUUGGGAAAAACCCGGAUGGAUCUAGUCUUAGAAUUGAAAAACAACGCAUCAAAAUUGUUGUUGGCAAUAAUGGAAAGCAGAGGAGAUAGUGAGAAUGCGGAACGGAUAUUGUAUAACAUGAACCCUAAACAACUAGUUGACGUAGCUUGCAACGCUUUCCACCAAGAGACAGACGACGACGUAGAAGAUACUAACGUUGAAGACGGCGUAUCCCCCAGAGAUGUAGGACAUAACAUUUGGAUACUUUGUCAUCAGUUAGCUCAGCAUAAUAAAGAGCUAGCUUCUUUGCUCAAGCCAUCAGAAAAUGGCGAUCCCAAAACUCAAAAGGCUGUGGCUUACUACGCUUCCCACACUGCUCAAAUCGAAAUUGUUAGGCAGGAUAGGACUUUAGAGCAAAUUGUGUUUCCGAUUCCGGAGAUUUGUGAAUAUCUAACUCAAGAUACUAAAAUUAAGGUACUUCAUACAGCUGAGAGGGACGAUCAGGAAAUCAGUCGUACAGUGUCACUAUUGAUCUGGGUCGCAAUGCUAUGUUCAUCAGCAAUAGUUGCAACUUUGCCCCGUCAGACUGGUAUACGAACACUAGUAGCAUCUACCAUUUUGAGGUUGAUAUACUCAGUUGGACCGGAACCAACUUUAUGUUUCCUGGGGGCAGUUACCAUUAUAUUAAAAGGUAUACACCUGGUCAGCAUCAUGGGCAAUCAUGGUACUGUUACGAAAACAUAUCAACAAAUACUGACUGAUGCUGAGCUUCUUUACCAUGUUGCGUAUUUGGUAUUUUGUAUGCUGGGAUUAGUCAUGCAUCCAUUUUUCUACUCGGUUUUGGUGAGUAGAUCUUUUAAUAAAAGAACUAGGUUACAGUGCGACUGCGUUACGAGAUUUUUACGAUAUAACAAUAUAUCGAACAGUGCUCCUCAAACUGUGAUUCACUUAGAUUAUGAACAAAAAUAA
Molecule: messenger RNA, 2045 nt
Organism: Acanthoscelides obtectus
Lineage: Eukaryota; Metazoa; Arthropoda; Insecta; Coleoptera; Chrysomelidae
Source: the annotation of a GenBank genome assembly